CAUUAUUUUUAUAGAUCCCGGAGUAGUCAGUUCUCAUUCCCAUUUCGGACAGAAAAACUUAUUUGGAUGUAGUUGUUUCAAAAACACGCAAAAAAAAAACCAAAACUAAAUCACAAAAAAUCCUUAAAAAUUCACAAAAUUUUGCGUAGCAGAGAUAAUUGUUAACAACGAAAAGAGAGCAAGCAGAUCGCGUAUGUGUGGGAGUGAGAGAGUUAAUUAGAGAGAGAGACAGAGAGCGACAUGCAUGUGGUAAAGGGCGUUGGGAGCUGCGUGCGUGUGCUGCGCAAGCGCGUGUGGUCCAAAAUGGGAGCUGUGUGCCAGCAGCAGCAGCAGCGCUUCUAUCGCAAGGAUGGCCAGGACGAUGGUCGCUACGGCGAGUGGCCAGUGGGCGAUAGGGAGGAAGGCUUCGAUCCGCGCUACGAUGAUCGCCACUAUGCGAGUCAUCAGCGCGAGGAGGCGCGCAUGCGUGACCACAAGGAUCUGAGCAAGCCGCACUGGCCCACAGGCGUCAAGGACAUGGACAGCAGGCGCGUCAUACAGCAGGCGGCGCUGGAGCAUCAGCGGCGCCAGGAGCGCAUCAUACAGGAGAACAAACUGCGCUGGGAGCAGCGCAAGGAGCCCAGGCUCAACUAUAAUGAGCCCAAGUAUCACGACGAUUAUAAUCCCAUCGAGGCGCGCGAGAGUCCAGGCAACAAGCAUCCGGGUGGCGAGCGUCCUGGACGCGAGCAGCCUUUGCGCAAGACCAAGCGUCAGGACGAGGAUGCGCGUCGCUUCAGCAAGCAGCGCCUGGCGCGCCGCGAACGUCGCUCCAUAGAGAAGCAUCAUGCGCGCGAGCUGCGCGAAUCUCGCAAGGGCUACAAGCUGCCCAAGAGCACCAUGAUGAGUGCGGAGCAGUCCGACCAAUCCGAGGAGCAGCAGCCGCAGGCGCAGCACUCCGAGCAGUACCAGCUGCAGCAGCCGACAGUGCUGAGCUCUGCCAGCCGCGCGUGGCUGGAGAAGCGCCAAAUGGAGGAGGAGGCCAAGUACUGGCACAGCUGGAACACCUGCCCCGAUGAGCGGCGACGUCAGGAGGAAGCCGCUGCCGCUGACGAGGCUGCCGAUGAGCAGCCCUCGGGCUAUGAGCCCAACAGCGCAAGUCCACGUCGUGGCCUAACCACGCCCCCUGCGCCCUACGACGGCAGCGUGCGUCACUUUCAAACGAACUCACGCCAACAUGCCGAGCUGGAGCUGUCCGAGAUGCCUCAACCCACGCAGACGCUGCAGCCCAAGCGGCGCCGGCUCAGCAGCAUGGAGAAGCAGCAUCAGCUGGCGCGGGAUUAUGCGCAGCUGCAGCAGCUGUCGGACAUCAGUGGGCGCCUGGAUCGCUUUGUGCGCACCUUCAAGGAGCCCACAGCGCUGCUGCAGUCGCAUGUGUUCAAAUCCCGCCAAGGCUCCUACGUACAGCAGGCGGAGCAGGAUGCACUCAAGGAUGUGGCGCUGCCUGCGCAGCCGCCGCGUCGCAAGAUGGCUUGGCAGGGCCUACCCCGCCCCAUACUCAAGCGCUUCGACAGCAUCAAGGCUGCCUUCAAUCGCCAGCAGGAGCUGGACGAGCCCCCGAAGCCGCCAAGCCGCGUCCAGCCGCCACGCUUCAAUAUGCAUCUGAAGCGCUUGCGCCGCCUGCGCACGCCCAUGGACAGCUUCUCCAAUCAGCUGCCGGUCAAGACCAACUUCACGCCCUUCAGCGAGUACACGGGCUACGGGCGCCAGACUGUCUGCGACGCUUGGCAUCGCUUCACCAAGGUCUACAACUACAAGCCAGCCUACUAGGCCCAGACUCAGGUUCAGGCCUAGGGCGAUCCCCAAUUGAGCGGCAGCGCUGCUGAUUUUUUACAUGUUAACAAUUCACUAACAACUUGACCAAUAAACAUGGAAAGCAAAAGACAA
This is a messenger RNA of Drosophila busckii, 1923 nucleotides long. Its product is annotated as trichohyalin. The coding region runs from base 241 to 1806 and encodes 521 amino acids. The record is from RefSeq and is a predicted model, not a curated record. Lineage: Eukaryota; Metazoa; Arthropoda; Insecta; Diptera; Drosophilidae. The transcript has a single exon.